Molecule: messenger RNA, 1106 nt
Organism: Echinops telfairi (small Madagascar hedgehog)
Lineage: Eukaryota; Metazoa; Chordata; Mammalia; Afrosoricida; Tenrecidae
Product: mRNA export factor-like
Biological process (GO): RNA export from nucleus; transcription-dependent tethering of RNA polymerase II gene DNA at nuclear periphery
Cellular component (GO): nuclear pore
Molecular function (GO): ubiquitin binding; RNA binding
Source: RefSeq, a predicted model, not a curated record
AUGGAGGCAAAAGCAAUGGUUAAAGAGUCGGGCUUUGGAAUGGGUGGGACCAGCAGGUUUGGCAGUACAACCACAGACAACCACAAUCCUAUGAAGGAUAUUGAAGUGACAUCUUCUCCCGAUGACAGCAUUGGUUGCCUGUCUUUUAGUCCACCAACCUUGCCAGGGAACUUCCUUAUUGCAGGAUCCUGGGCGAAUGAUGGCGGCUGCUGGGAAGUUCAGGACAGCGGACAGAGGAUCCCCAAAGCCCAGCAGAUGCACACUGGGCCCGUGCUUGAUGUUUGCUGGAGUGAUGAUGGGAGCAAAGCAUUCACAGCCUCGUGCGAUAAAACUGCCAAAAUGUGGGGCCUCAACAGUAACCAGGCGAUCCAGAUUGCACAGCAUGUUGUUCCCGUUAAGACCGUACACUGACCAAACUACAGCUGUGUGAUGACCGGGAGCUGGGGCAAGACCUUACAGUUUUGGGACACGCGGUCAUCAAAUCCUUUGAUGGUGUUGCAGCUCCCUGAGCGGUGCUACUGUGCUGACGUGAUAUACCCUAUGGCCGUGGUGGCGACAGCCGAGAGGGGCCUGAUCGUCUACCCGUUGGAGAACCAGCCCUCAGAAUUCCGCAGGAUGGAGUCACCGCUGAAGCAUCAGCAUCCGCGUGUGGCCAUCUUUAAAGACAAAAAAAACAAGCCGACUGGUUUUGCUUUGGGGAGCAUUGAGGGCAGAGUUGCUAUUCACUACAUCAACCCCCCAAAUCCUGCCAAAGAUAACUUUACCUUCAAAUGCCACCCAUCCAAUGGAACCAACACUUCAGCCGCUCAGGACAUCUGCGCGGUCAAAGGAAUUGCCGUCCACCCCGUCCACGGCACUCUGGCCACGGUAGGCUCUGACGGCAGGUUCAGCUUUUGGGACAAAGAUGCCAGAACUAAACUAAAGACUUCGGAGCAGUUGGACCAGCCCAUCUCAGCCUGCUGCUUCAACCACAACGGAAACAUAUUUGCUUACUCGUCUAGCUACGACUGGUCCAAGGGACAUGAAUUUCAUAACCCCCAGAAGAAGAACUACAUUUUCCUGCGUAACGCAGCUGAAGAGUUAAAGCCCCGGAAUACGAAGUAGUG